Molecule: messenger RNA, 669 nt
Organism: Pelobates cultripes (western spadefoot toad)
Lineage: Eukaryota; Metazoa; Chordata; Amphibia; Anura; Pelobatidae
Source: the annotation of a GenBank genome assembly
AUGACAGCCAAAUUCACAAGGCAUCUAACACCUAUUACAGAAGGCCUCAGCGACCUCACGCGCAGAAUAACCGCCAUAGAAGAGCACCUGGACCAAACUUCCAUGCGGUCACGGGAAAAUGAGACUGCAAUAGCGGCCCUACAAGAGCAAGUACGCCAGCUAGAAGAGGCCCAAGAAGACCUCAAUAACCGCUCCCGCCGUUCCCGAGACAGGGCCCUUAGAGCCCCCACCCCUAAUGCUGCCCAGCCCAGGGAUAUCAUAAUCAGAAUGCAUUACUUCCAUAUCAAGGAAGCACUUAUGCGAGCGGCCAGAGACACCCUGCUUCAAAUAGAGGGACACCAAGUCUUUUUCUAUCAAGACCUGGCCCCAAGCACCCUACGCAAAAGAAGGGAAUUAAGACCCCUCACCCAGGAACUCACCAGAAGACACAUCAGAUAUACCUGGGGACAUCCCUUCAAGUUGCAAGUCAGACAGAACAAUCGCAUACUUACCCUGCACAACAUCACAGAAGCCGCCGACUUCGCGGAACGUCUGGACCUACCCACAAUGGUUUUAACCGCAGAACUGAACGACAGGAGACCUAACGGGAGACCAUCGACCAGAGGCACAUCACCGCACGCGACCAGGGCCUUGGAUCCCAGCGGACCUCGUCCUCCAGCUGAACACUGA